This is a messenger RNA of Serendipita indica DSM 11827, 654 nucleotides long. The record is from the annotation of a GenBank genome assembly. NCBI's taxonomy places the organism in Eukaryota, Fungi, Basidiomycota, Agaricomycetes, Sebacinales, Serendipitaceae.
AUGUCGCUCCCCAUGUUUUGCGCCGCCGAAUUAUUCCACCUAUUGUUUUUACCAAAACUGCCUCUGGCAUUGUCGUCUGCGAUCCAACUAUUCUCACCAGUCCUCUCAACGGCAGCUCAUGCCAUGCACCGGUACUGGCCAUCGGAGCAUCCUCAAGUCCCCGCUUCUUCGCUUGGCGAAAGCACUGUAGCUCAAGCUCUGAGGUUUGAGAAUGCUCUAGAUCAUCUGGAACACCUUGAAGGGGAUAUUGAUCAGCUUAACACGUCUCAUAUGUAUCAGCGAUUGCUUGUUUUGGAAGAUGAGAUGGCGCGGCUGCAGGAAUAUGUUCAACGGUUGGAACGUCUUACACGCGGGGCCAGGAGGGCAGACUCAGAUGAUACGGUGGUCAAUAUUCGACCGAGGAUAGCCUUUCCUCCACGGAACCCCGUUGACAUUCCUCAGGUGCCCUUGUCUCCGAGUACAAUCGAAACCCCAUUCGAAUUUGACGCGCUUUGGACUGGCAGUGCAGAUGAGGGUCGAUUGGACAGCCCUGUUGCAUCUUCCGUCGGCAACCUCGAAGUCGUAUGGAACCUCGAUCCCUCUAGGACAAAGUUGGCUCAUUGGGACAUUGGUAGUAGCAGAUUGAAUGCUAGCAAAGCUCGCAUACCAGCGUGA